AUGGAAAACUACGAGCUGGAGAAAAACUUCCGUCCUAACAGGAAUCCGGGGGUAGUUUUGAUCAAGAAGAGAACGGUGUUUUUGUUGGUCUCUAUUACACUGUUUCUUUUGGUUGCUGUGGCGCUUGUGUUUUAUUUUAUUCCCCAUCGUUCAGCUGAAUGUAGCGACCAACCAGCACCCGUUGAACACACAGGGUUGCCCCCAAUCCCGGAAGACGAACCGGACAUCGUGGAACCAACAUACCCCUUCGAUGGACGUCUACCGAACACUUUUGUACCUGAACACUACUCCAUAUGGAUGAAAGUUUACAUGGACCAAGAAGAUGAAAGCCGGCAGUUUAGUUACGAUGGCGAGAUAAAUAUUACGAUGAAAUGUACAACACAGUCUACGGUGAUUAAAGUACAUUACUGGUUACUAGACGUCGAUUUCAACUCGAUUGAAAUUUAUCACAUGCCAGAUAUGAAAGAAGUUGGCACUAAGCACGUCUCCUCGGACGAUACGUAUCACUUUCUAGUCAUCGAAAGUGAAGAGUCUCUUAACGAAAAUGAAAUAUACAUGGUGAUGAUUCGAUAUAUUGGAGAGCUGCGUGAAUACGAUUUGUACGGGUUUUAUAGGAGCCAGUACAUUUACCAAGAUGAGACGAGAUUUAUCGCAGUGACUUGCUUUCAACCAACCGGUGCUCGGAAUGCGUUUCCAUGUUUGGACGAGCCUCAACUAAAGGCAACGUUCGAUAUAUCUAUAACUCAUCGACCAAAUCGGAAGGCAUUGUCUUGUAUGCCUGUUUCCAUGACAACAAGUGAUGGAGAAUGGAAUACCACCUACUUUAGUAAAUCCGUUGUCAUGUCAACAUAUCAUGUUGCGUUCGCUCUCUUGGAUUUCCCGAGCCUUGAAAAGACAACUGAUACUGGAAUCCAGUUUCGAGUAUGGGCUGAACCGGACCAGAUUCAUGCCGCCGAAUAUGCUUUAAAUGUUGGAGUGAAGAUGUUGACAUUCUUUGAACGAUACUUCAAUUUGCCACAUCCGAUACGGAAAAUGGACAUGGUGGCGUCACCAACAUUCAUAUCAGGUGGACUUGAAAACUGGGCACUUAUCGUUUACCAGGAUGCGUAUAUGCUGUAUGACCCGGAUGUAAACACACCUGCCAAGCAGAAAUCUGUUGCUAGUAUAAUCGCACACGAGCUGGCACAUAUGUGGUAUGGAAACAUAGUAACUAUGUCGUGGUGGGAUCACUUGUGGUUGAACGAAGGUUUCGCCUCAUUCUUAGAAUAUGUAGCGUUGGAUGAAAUUCACCCUGAAUGGAAAAUAUGGGACCAAUUUCUUACUGAGGAUUUGCUGAUUGCCUUUAACAUAGAUUCAUCGUACAGUGCACCGUCUUUAGUCAGGUCUAGCGGUGGUUGGACCCAUCAACUUUGGGACAUGUUUGAUACUAUUACGUAUGACAAGGGAGCUGCUAUUAUUAGGACAUUCAAGUCGUUUCUAAGUGAUGACGUCAUUCGCAGUGGAAUUAAUGAAAAUUAUUUAAUGACCAACCUGUUUGGUGACGUCGUUACCGAUGAUCUCUGGUAUUCUCUUGCGAAGGCAGAUGCGGACAGAAAAGGAACAGACGUUAAGGCAAUGAUGGACAGUUGGGUUCUACAACCAGGCUUCCCGUUACUAACAGCUACUAGAACUGGCACACACACAAUCAAAUUGGAACAAACGAGAUUCAUUCUCGAUUCUAAUGAAGAACAGCCCAGUGAUCAUCCAAAGUGGAAUAUACCAUUAACGUACACGCAUGGAGGUGAAAAACACUUCGAUUCUCCAGAAGAAGCUUGGUUUCUGGCAGACAGACAAUCAGAGACUCUUGUCAUUGAAGCGCUUUCAAAUAACGAAUGGUAUAUAUUGAAUAUAAAUCAAAAUGGUUAUUAUCGUGUUAAUUAUGAUACUGCAAACUGGGAGAGAUUGGCACACCAGCUAAAUAAUGGUCACCAGAUCUUCCCGACUCAGACUAGGGCGUCACUAAUUGAUGACGCCCUCACAGUCUCAAAAGCUGGCUACUUAGAUCACGUGUAUGGUUUGCAAUUAACCGAGUACAUGGCAAAAGAGUUUGAAUACGUCCCAUGGAAGUUAUUGCUAGGACAUCUGCCUUUCACUCAUAGGAUGUUACUAAGAAAGUCAGAAUAUGGACUCUUCGAGAAAUACUGGCGAAAUCAGAUAAGUCCGCUGUACAGUUCUCUUGGAUGGAAUUUUACGCAUAGCAGUUUACUUGAUUAUUACCAGCGUGUCAAUGCUAUAAACACAGCAUGUAACUAUGGUAACAGUGACUGUAUAGAUGAAGCUACGAGAUUGUACGCUGAAUGGAUGGAUAAUCCCAUGUUUAAUCCAAUUCGCGACGAAUUGAAAUUAACAGUGUAUUGUACUUCUAUCAAAUACGGCGGCGUGAAAGAAUGGCAAUUUGCAUAUGACCAAGUCACGUGGAAUGGGGUAGAUCAAGCGGAAACCGUCACCCUGGAAUUAGCCAUGGGGUGUUCCAGAGACGGUUGGUUGUUGCAAAGUUAUCUAGAGCGUUACCAUGGUAAAAACUCAACUUUAACUGCAAUAGGCAACAUUAGAGACAAGUCUGGCAUUGGAUUUACUCUAGCGUGGCAGUUUGCAAUGAUGCAAUUCGAGGAACUUUUACAGAAAUUUGAUGACUACGCGUAUAUUAUUGUAUUUGACUUCCAUCCAUGGAUGAACACUGAAUACGAUCUUAAACAGUUGUUGGAGUUUGGUGCUCGCUACUGGGACAUGCCAGGGGUAGCAGCCAGGGAAUUCUAUAAAACAAUAAAUAAAGUAAAAGACAAUAUAAAAUGGAUGGACAGGAACAGAGACGGUAUCAGAACUUGGCUGUCACGGGUUACAAAUAAUACUCCAAAUAGCGGAGUGAAACGUAGUAUAUGA
Messenger RNA from Saccoglossus kowalevskii, 2919 nucleotides. RefSeq names its product aminopeptidase N-like. Lineage: Eukaryota; Metazoa; Hemichordata; Enteropneusta; Harrimaniidae. Gene Ontology annotation, cellular component: membrane; cytoplasm. The record is from RefSeq and is a predicted model, not a curated record. Gene Ontology annotation, molecular function: zinc ion binding; metalloaminopeptidase activity; peptide binding. Gene Ontology annotation, biological process: peptide catabolic process; proteolysis.